CUGGUGCGCGGUCUGGCCUCUGGGAUCGGCCUCGCAUCUGAGGCCGUCUAUCACCAUAAGCAGAAGAAGGGGAAGAAUGAAAAAGGCGACUCGGACACUAUUCACACAGAACGAGCAGAACUAUUCACACCGACCCAAUACGACGAGCACCAGGCCGCCCUUUCAAGGGAAGUUGACGAGGCCUCAUGGCAGCUCGACGAGGUGCAAGACAGCAUCAGACAGGCAGAUCCUCCCCAGUACGCCGAAUACGACCACCAGCAGCCUCAACUCGCCGAGACGUUCUUGCGAAACCACCCUCUGCCCGAGGCGAUGCCUACAGAACCCCCCAAACUGGCUCUCCCGGUGAUUAUCACCCAGCGACGACCAGGAGAGCGGGCAAGAGGUUUCCUCCGUGCAUAUGCGCCCGUCCUCGCGGACGUCGGCAUCGACCAGAAGACCUUCCUCGAGUUCAUGGACGAUCUGAACAAAGCCGUCAUGCCAAACGGCUUGAUCCAAGCCGUCAAUCUGGCAGCACUGGCAGGCCACGCUGCCCCAGCACCCGCUGCCCUCGCGAUCGCCAUUACGCUCAAGAUAGCCACUGAAAUGGCAGACGCAGCGCACAGCCGGUACAAGACCAACGGCUUUCUCGACCGCGUCAACGAGUCCUUCUUUGCGCCGCGGGGGCUCGUUGCGCUCAUCAUGACCUGGCGACCGGGCCAGUCGGGCGAGAUGGUCACGACAGUCGACGUGGACAAGAUGGAGGACUCCAUCGCGUCCGCAGCGAAUUACAACGCGGAUGAGAACGGCUCGUUCCAAAGGUUCAGGCACAAGUUCGCGCAGUCCAGCGGUGCCACGGCCUUUGAAUGGCCCGAGACAGCACCGCUCGUAUUCCCCGUUCUGGACGAUCUGGCAGGAGAUGCGGAGAAGGAGAAGAAGCAGAAUGCCCUGAAGCGAUCGAGCAACUUUGUCGCCGAGUACAUGGACCGCAGAGGUCGUGCAAAAUGGACAGGCAAGAACCCAGACAGCGAAAUGGCCAACAUGGCGCCCAAGGCGGAAUUCCACUCGCGGUAUUCCGAUCCCAACCAUCCUGCCAGCUGUGGUGAUCCGAUCGCGCUGUUGACUGGAGGGCAUCUCCAGGGUCUUGGAGGUCUCGGUGGUCUUCGUGGUGGUCAACUAGGCAGGCGAGGGAGAGAAAGAUUGCCUGUUGGUGCAGCGACAGUGAUCCCGAUGGCGAAGAGGCUAUUUGAAAAGGUGAGUUCUCAUUAA
Molecule: messenger RNA, 1245 nt
Organism: Aspergillus wentii DTO 134E9
Lineage: Eukaryota; Fungi; Ascomycota; Eurotiomycetes; Eurotiales; Aspergillaceae
Exons: 1
Source: RefSeq, a predicted model, not a curated record